AUGAGUAACAGUGAUCUGUAUGAUUCGAUGAAGAAGUUUUUCGCCGUUGAAGAAGCUGUGGUUACGAAACACCUUGAGUCCGACGAAGAUCAACGAGCACGCAGCAUUUUGGAGGCAAGUACAGUUCGCCGAGGAACUAGAAUCGAGUCUGGUUUGUUGUGGCGCAAGGACAAUAUCCACUUUCCGGAGAGCUACAAGAUGGCGAUGAACAGACUCCUGGGAUUGGAGAAGCGUCUGUCCAGAGAUACGGAACUACGACGAAGAGUGAACGAGCAGAUCAACGGCUACGAGCAAAAGCAGUAUAUCAGUAAGGCUUCACAGGAAGAGGUCGGCAGUCUGGAUACUCGACGUGUCUGGUAUCUACCGCUUGGAGUGGUUAUAAAUCCCAAGAAGCCUGGCAAAAUUCGGAUGGUAUGGGAUGCGGCCGCGAAAGCCCAUGGAGUCUGCUUCAACGAUAUGCUACUGAAGGGUCCAGAUCUCCUUGUCUCGCUAGUGGACGUUUUAAUCCUAAUUCGCGAUGAAGACAGAUGGUCGCAGUGCUUUCUUUGGAGAAGUAAUCCGGAAGAAGAAAUACAAGUCUACGUGAUUAACGUGGCGAUGUUCGGUGCUACCAGCUCUCCAUGUACAGCGCAGUUCGUGAAGAACUGGAAUGCUUCCAACUACAGUGAACAGUAUCCCAGGGCAGUAGAAGCAGUGACCAAGAACCACUAUGUUGAUGACUUCCUUGACAGCGUCAACUCGGUGGAAGAAGCAGUACAGCUGGUUCAUCAAGUGAAAGAUAUCCACGCAGCAGCGGGUUUCCAGUUUGGGAAGAUACUGUCCAACGAGAAGGCAGUGCUAGACCGACUAGGAGAGACGACUACAGCUAUCAGUAAACCACUGCCAGUAGACAAAGACCGAAUAUGCGAACGUGUUCUGGGCGUCACAUGGAUUCCGUCGGAAGACGCAUUCACAUUCAAUCACCAGGGAUUGGAGGAAGUGUUAGGCACCGAUUGGGCGGAACCGACGAAGCGCCAAGUCCUGCGUAUCGUGAUGAAACUCUACGACCCCUUAGGAGUCAUCGCACACUUCGUCGUCCAAGGGAAGAUCCUGAUGCAGGAGAUUUGGCGAACAGGCACUAACUGGGACGAGCCUAUUGCGGAGCAGCCACGUGAGCUUUGGAUAAGGUGGAUCGAACAGUAUCGGCAGAUCAACGAAGUGAACGUUCCUCGCUGUUUCUUCAAGGAUUUCUGUCCGCAGCAGGUCAGCGAUAUCCAGGUCCAUGUGUUCACAGAUGCGAGCGUGUCAGCCUGUGCGUGCGUUGCCUACCUCAGAACCACAGUGAACGGAGAGAGUCAGUGUUCGUUGAUUGCAGCGAAGACAAAAGUUGCGCCUCUUCGAACGCUAUCCAUUCCACGUUUGGAGCUUCAGGCUGCCAUGAUGGGUUCCCGUCUACUGCAGAAUAUCUGCUCAGCUCUUACCAUCAAUAUCCAAAGACGUUUCCUGUGGUCAGAUUCAGCGACAGUUCUUGCCUGGCUUCGCUCCGAUAGUCGUCGGUAUCAUCAGUUCGUGUCCUUCCGUGUUGGCGAAAUCCUGUCGUUGACCAGUGUGGAUGAGUGGCGCUACGUUCCUUCUCGCGAAAAUGUUGCGGACGAUGCCACGAAAUGGAAUGGGGGGCCUUCAUUCGAUCCGGAUUGCCGUUGGUAUCAGGGCCCACUAUUUCUGCAAGAUCCGGAAAGUCAGUGGCCUACGGAACGGCCAGGAGAUACAGCGGAAGCAGAUGUGACGACUGAAGAAAUUCGCCUCGUUGCCACACACCGUACAGUAGUGGAAGUGAUAGAUAUUCAACGAUUUUCCAAUUGGAACAGACUGCUACGUGCGACAGCUUAUGUUCACCGAGCUGUAGCGGUAUGGAAGCAUUCAACGAGCGGGACAAGAUCGCUUAAGGUACUCAGCCAGAGUGAAUUCGCGAAAGCAGAAGAAACACUUUGGCGACAGGCGCAAGCACAGGCGUAUCCGGAAGAAGUUCAGCUGUUGGAAGAAGGACAAAGUUUGUCAAAAGGCAGUUCAAUUCGUGCGCUGUCUCCAUUCCUGGACGAAAAAGGAGUUCUACGGGUUGGCGGCAGAAUCGAACAAGCUCCAUCGAUUUCAUACGAAGCGAAGCAUCCAGUCGUGUUGCCGAGAAGUCAUCGGAUUACAUAUCUCGUUGUGCUCAGCUUCCAACGGCAGUUCCUGCACGCGAACACCGAGACAGUGUGCAACGAGUUGAGACAACGAUUCUACAUUCCGAGGAUGCGAACAGUAGUGCGGAGCGUAUGUCGUAGCUGUCAGUACUGCAAGAUUAAGAAAGCAGCUCCAGUUCCACCGAUGAUGGGACCGCUCCCGAAAGUUCGUCUGACUCCCUUCAUCCGUCCGUUUACGUACGUUGGAGUGGACUACCUCGGUCACUUCGAAGUGAAAGUCGGUCGCAGUUUAGUGAAGCGGUGGAUAUGUCUGUUCACGUGCCUCACAGUUCGCGCCGUUCAUCUGGAGCUAGCACACAGUCUGUCAACGAAGUCUUGCGUAAUGGCGUUCAGGCGUUUCGUGAAUCGACGAGGAGCUCCGCUGGAAGUAUUCUCGGACAACGGUACUAAUUUCGUGGGAGCCAGCCGUCAGUUAUCAGAGGAGAUCCAGAUGAUUAAGGCCAUCAACGAGGAUUGUGCAGCUACCGCCGCACAUGGGAGGCCCAUGGGAGCGGAUGGUCAAGUCCGUAAAAGUGGCAAUGGCAGCAAUAUCCGACAGUCCGCAUCAUCCGAGUGA
Armigeres subalbatus is the source of this 2778-nucleotide messenger RNA. RefSeq lists its product as uncharacterized. Bases 1 to 2778 code for a protein of 925 amino acids. The transcript has 3 exons. The record is from RefSeq and is a predicted model, not a curated record. NCBI's taxonomy places the organism in Eukaryota, Metazoa, Arthropoda, Insecta, Diptera, Culicidae. Gene Ontology annotation, molecular function: nucleic acid binding.